This is a messenger RNA of Tripterygium wilfordii, 2769 nucleotides long. RefSeq names its product methylmalonate-semialdehyde dehydrogenase [acylating], mitochondrial-like. Gene Ontology annotation, biological process: thymine catabolic process; L-valine catabolic process. Gene Ontology annotation, molecular function: methylmalonate-semialdehyde dehydrogenase (acylating, NAD+) activity; malonate-semialdehyde dehydrogenase (acetylating, [NAD(P)+]) activity. The record is from RefSeq and is a predicted model, not a curated record. Bases 368 to 2512 code for a protein of 714 amino acids. Lineage: Eukaryota; Viridiplantae; Streptophyta; Magnoliopsida; Celastrales; Celastraceae. The transcript is spliced from 21 exons. Gene Ontology annotation, cellular component: mitochondrion.
CAGAAAACCUGGGAAUCUUUGUCUCAGCUACUAUUUGUACCCGACUGUGCUUGUACGAGAGGUUGUUUGUGAUGGAGGAAGUGGUAAAGACUGAUCUGCCGCGUGAUCUAUUAAGAGAAAUCCUUUUUAACUAUUUUGUCCAAGUCCAAGUUAGUUAAUUAAGUGGCAAAUGUGAUCCAUGUCCUUGGUGCUUGAAUACUGAGUAAAAGAUAUGGAAUAACUUUUAGGAAUAUGUGAACUCAAAUAAUUGCAAGUUUUGGUUUUCAUGAGCCUAACAAGGAAGAAUGAACAAAUGGAUGAGUGGUGAUGUUGUGAACGUUUGAUUUGGUGCACAGAGCUUUUUAAUGGAUGAUAAAUUCAUAGAUGAAUGAUGGACAGUCAGGGUAGCACAGGGCUGAAUGAAUCCAUGCUGCUUCCACCUCCUCCUGGGACUUUUGUAGACCGUGAAGAACUUAUACAGCAUGUUGGGGACUUUGCUGUAUCCCAGGGGUAUGUGGUGACUAUCAAGCAGUCUAAGAGGGACAAGGUGGUAAUCCUUGGCUGUGACCGAGGGGGUGUUUACCGCAAUAGGCGUAAAGCUGCAGAUGAGUCCUCUGUCGAAAGUGCCCGAAAAAGAAAAAUGGGUUCUAGGCUUACCAACUGUCCUUUUGAAGUUGUUGGUAAGAAGGAUGAGGGCUUGUGGGUACUUACUGUGAAGAAUGGGACACAUAAUCAUGAAGCCUUAAAAGACAUUUCUGAACAUCCUUCUGCUCGUCGCUUCUCAGAGAGAGAAGUUGUAUUGAUCAAAGAGAUGACGGAAGCUGGACUAAAACCUCGCCAAAUUCUAAAGAGACUCAGACAAACUAACCCAGACCUUUUAUCAACUCCAAAGCAUGUAUACAAUGUCAAAGCUAAGCUCAGACAAGGAAAUCUAGCGGUGAGAAAUUUCAAGUCGUUGAGACCUCAGAAAUCUGCUGUAAGAAAUAAUUCUCUCUCGGUUAUAGAGCCAUCUUGGAGGCUUUGCGACCCCCCAAGGGUUCCCAAUCUUAUUGGAGGAAGAUUUGUGGAUUCGCAUUCAUGUGCAUCUAUUGAUGUUUUAAACCCUGCCACACAGCAAGUUGUUUCUCAAGUACCUUUAACUACAAAUGAGGAAUUCAGAGCUGCAGUAUUUGCAGCAAAGCGAGCUUUUCCGUUGUGGCGAAGAACGCCGAUUACAACCCGUCAACGUAUCAUGUUCAAAUUCCAAGGCCUUAUCCGGAGAGACAUUGAUAAACUAGCUAUGAACAUUACUACUGAACAUGGAAAGCCUCUAAAAGAUUCAUAUGCUGAUGUGAUGCACGGGCUUGAGGUGGUAGAACAUGCCUGUGGCUUGACAUCUCUUCAAAUUGGGGAAUUCAUUUCCAACAUGUCCAAUGGAACUGAUACAUAUAGCAUUAGAGAGCCACUUGGUGUUUGUGCUGGUAUUUGCCCGUUCGAGUUUCCAGCAAUGGUACCUUUAUGGAUGUUUCCCAUAGCUGUUGCUUGCGGUAAUACUUUUAUUCUGAAGCCAUCGGAGAAGAAUCCAGGGGCUGCUGUGAUGCUUGCGGAAUUGGCAAUGGAGGCUGGUCUACCUGGUGGUGUAUUGAAUAUUGUUCACGGGACCAAUGACAUUGUUAAUGAUAUCUGCGAUGAUGACAAUAUCAAAGCUAUCUCCUUUGUUGGUCAAAGUGGGGCUGGUGCUUAUGUGUAUGGAAGAGCUUCUGCUAGAGGAAAACGCGUUCUGUCCAACAUUGGAGGCAAAUAUCAUGCAGUUGUUAUGCCUGAUGCAAGCACGAAUACGACUUUGAAUACUCUUGUUGCUGCUGGUUUUGGUGGUGGGCGAAAGUGCAUGGCUCUAAGCACGGUUGUCGUUGUUGGAAGUUUAACCCCAUGGGAAGAGAGUCUAGUGGAGCGUGCCAAACUUCUUAAAGUAACUGCUGGAACAGAAUCUGAUGCAGACAUUGGUCCAUUGAUCGGCAAGCAGGCUAAAGAAAGGAUAUGCAGAUUGAUUCAAGCAAGUGUCGAAACUGGGGCAAAACUAGUGCUUGACGGGAGAAACAUUGUGGUUCCAGGUUAUGAGCUGGGAAAUUUCGUUGGUCCUACCAUCUUAUCUGAUGUCACAGUAGACAUGGACUGUUACAAGGGAGAGAUGUGUGGCCCAGUUCUUCUCUGUAUGCAGGUUGACAACUUAGAAGAUGCCAUGGCGAUUGUAAACAGAAAUAAGUAUUGCAACGGAGCUUCCAUAUUUACAACAUCUGGAGCAGCAGCAAGGAAGUUUCAGACUGAGAUUGAGGUUGGACAUGUUGGUAUUAACGUUCCUAUAUCAGUCUCGCUGCCCUUUGCUUCCUGUACUAGCUCUCGACACUCUGUUGCUGGAGACACAAAUUUUGAUGGCAAGGCCGGGGUUCAGUUUUACACCAACGUUAAGACUGUGACUCAACAAUGGCAGGAUUUUCCAGCCGAUGAUCUAGCAUCUGAUACUCUGGCAAUGCCAUGUUCUUGGUUGUCAUCGUAGAUUGAAAGAAUUACUAAGGUCUUUGUGUGUGUAUUGUGACUGUAAUAAUUAUAAUUGUAAAAGUAAUCCUUAUAGCCAGAGUCUCAGACUCGUUCAUUAUGGACCAUGGAACCAUGACGAACGUGUACUGUCUGAUAUAUGUAUUCAUUCCUGCCAAAAAAAAAACAGAAGGUAAAUGCCUAACAAUUUGGGAUGAAGAGAUUUAAUUUUUAGUUUAAUAAAUCUUGGGACUCGGGUCACGCCAUUACAUUGGCAUA